Molecule: messenger RNA, 459 nt
Organism: Aspergillus fischeri NRRL 181
Lineage: Eukaryota; Fungi; Ascomycota; Eurotiomycetes; Eurotiales; Aspergillaceae
Exons: 2
Coding region: 1-459 (152 amino acids)
Source: RefSeq, a predicted model, not a curated record
AUGCAUCUCUCACCCUGGGCCAUUGCCACUUUCAUUACCGCCGCUACGGCGGCCACUCUCAAGGUCAACUACUACUCUGACGGCGGCUGCUCCGACUACAUGGCCUCGAUCAAUCCAAGCCCCGGUUUUUCCUGCUACGACUACGUCUGGACCGGCUCCAACAGCGUGAAUAUUGCUGACUGCACGUUCCCGAACGGAAAGUGCAUCUGCACCUUUUACACCCAGCCGCACUCGUCGAGCAUGGCCUCUGAGCGGAGCGGGCUUAUCAUUAAGCCUGAGCCUUGGACUCUGCGGAUCUUGGGUCCCAACUUACAAGGUGUUGGUGGUCGCUUGUGGGAGCGAGUUGUCAGGGCACGGGAAAAUGAGCGUGGUAUUGGUUUUAAUUGGCAGGGCGACGGAGGCGAAAAGCUGGACGUGGUAUUACCUUUUGUCGUGUUUCCUGGUGUACUGAGCAUAUGA